UUUCCCAUUCCAUUUCCUCAUCUGUAGUCUUCUGCCUUCACCCUCCUGUAUGGUGGAUAUUCUACCCCAUCCUUCUUUCUUGGGUGAUAUGGGGGAUCAUUCAAAAAAGAAGUCUGGAAUCGCCAUGUGUGUCGGCUGUGGAAGUCAGAUCCAUGAUCAGUACAUACUGCGAGUGUCCCCGGACCUGGAGUGGCACGCAGCCUGUCUGAAGUGCGCAGAAUGCAGUCAGUACCUGGAUGAGACGUGCACUUGCUUCGUCCGAGAUGGCAAGACCUACUGCAAGAGAGAUUACGUACGACUAUUCGGGAUCAAAUGCGCCAAAUGUAACAUCGGUUUCUGCAGCAGUGACCUGGUGAUGAGGGCGCGGGACAACGUCUACCACAUGGAGUGUUUCAGGUGCUCGGUGUGCAGCAGACAUCUGCUCCCGGGAGACGAGUUCUCUCUGCGGGACGAGGAGCUGCUCUGCCGGGCGGAUCACGGGCUGUUGAUGGAGCGCGCCUUGGCCGGGAGCCCCUGCAGUCCCGGGAACAUUCACUCCAACAGGCCCCUGCACAUCCAAGAACCAGUGCCAGUUCGACAACCACCUCACCGGAACCACGUGCAUAAGCAGUCUGAGAAGACCACGCGUGUUCGGACAGUGUUAAAUGAAAAGCAGCUUCACACUCUUCGGACGUGUUAUAACGCGAACCCGCGUCCGGACGCGCUCAUGAAAGAACAGCUCGUGGAAAUGACGGGUCUGAGCCCGCGCGUCAUACGAGUGUGGUUCCAAAACAAACGCUGCAAAGACAAGAAGAGGUCCAUACUCAUGAAACAACUACAGCAACAGCAGCACAGCGAUAAAACGAAUCUUCAAGGGCUCACGGGAACGCCUCUGGUGGCAGGCAGCCCGAUUAGACAUGACACCACAGUCCAGGGAAAUCCUGUAGAAGUUCAAACAUAUCAGCCUCCCUGGAAAGCCUUGAGUGAGUUUGCCUUACAGAGUGACCUGGACCAGCCCGCUUUCCAACAGCUGGUGUCUUUUUCCGAGUCGGGAUCGUUGGGUAACUCGUCGGGUAGUGAUGUGACCUCUCUGUCAUCGCAGUUACCUGACACCCCCAACAGCAUGGUGCCCAGUCCCGUGGAGACGUGAGAGCCCACCGGAGACUCCUGCCCCAGCAUGCCCUCACCCGCCCUGCAUGAAAACCCAUCACCUCACCGCCUCAGACGGGAAAAAGGGAUUAACAGAGAUGGAUUUAAACAGUUUACCAAACGGUGGAGCCUGUCCAAGCGACUUUGGGGUUUCCAAACGCGUUACAAAACUGUUUCAAAGCAUUUGGACCGUAUAACGAGGACGUCCAACGGAAUAUGAACACAUUAUUUUGGGUUUUGAUUAUGGACCAUGUCAACCUUGCGAAAACAACAGUCUUAAGAGUGUUUAUUCAAGACCAUCCAUGUAUAGGUUUAUCAACAAGUGGUAUUUUCCUUAUAAGAUUAGACAAGAAGCCACUUUUUUGUCUUAAUGCGCAUGAUCUCUCCGAAGAUGUAUAAAAACUGAGUUGUAAAAUAUUUUAUCUUAACGAAUGGAGGACAGAUUGUAUAAACUUCUCGAUUUAAACAAAAACAAACAAACAAACAAACAAAAAAAAAGUAAAGUAAGUUAUUGUUAUUUAUUGUCAGGACAGCCGUCCAUACCAAAAAGUAAGAAAUUACAUAAAUAAACGACGUUAAAUGCUGUUUAUGUCUGAGCAAUUCUGCAUGCAAGAUAAUCAUGUUACCU
Xyrauchen texanus (razorback sucker) is the source of this 1756-nucleotide messenger RNA. RefSeq names its product insulin gene enhancer protein isl-2a. Gene Ontology annotation, molecular function: DNA-binding transcription factor activity, RNA polymerase II-specific; cis-regulatory region sequence-specific DNA binding. The coding region runs from base 50 to 1129 and encodes 359 amino acids. Gene Ontology annotation, biological process: neuron fate specification; axonogenesis; positive regulation of transcription by RNA polymerase II. The record is from RefSeq and is a predicted model, not a curated record. The transcript has 6 exons. NCBI's taxonomy places the organism in Eukaryota, Metazoa, Chordata, Actinopteri, Cypriniformes, Catostomidae. Gene Ontology annotation, cellular component: nucleus.